CGCAAUGGCGGAGCUGGCUAAUUUACUGACGGACGGUUUUAACUAAUUUUUUUUCCUUGACACACACACAAAAACGUUUAUUUUCCGAGAUCAUCACGAUGCGUUGAGUCUUCUAGCAGGUGCUCGUGAUGUGUCCGCCAGUCAAUGGUCAAAACGAGUGUUAAAAACGGGUUAACAACAACAGUCACAGCCAAUUCACCAGCCACCUCGGCGAUGGCUCCAUUUUGUCUACAGUUGCGGCACGGGCGGGAUUAUCCAAGCGGCACGUUGGCCUUCCCUAAUGGACGUCUCCUUCUUUGGUGGUGGAGGUGGAAGCUGGAGUGUGGAUAACCUGUAAUUGACGUCAACUUCGACCUGGAGGAGCCUCAGAAGUAGGAGCCCUCGGCAUUAAUCAAUAAUACCCAAGAAGUAUUCAUCAGUUUCAAAAAGCGAAUCUCUAUCAUGGCGCUGCGGAACGUGUGUCGCCUUUUGGCUCACCCUCAGAGAUGUGCCCUUCUUUGUUUCGCUCGAGCGCAGGGGACUGCAGCGCCUGUUAGAUGGGAUACAGAGAAGACCGAGAAGUCCAAAUCACCCAAAGUCCAAUUCAACUGGCGUGAUCCUCUGGACCUGGAUGGCCUACUGACAGAGGAGGAGGUCUUGAUAAGAGACUCUUUUAGAACCUACUGCCAAGACAAACUAAUGCCACGCAUCAUUUUAGCAAACAGAAAUGAAGUGUUCCACAGAGAAAUCGUGUCUGAGAUGGGUGAGAUGGGUGUCCUUGGUCCUACCAUUAAAGGAUACGGCUGUGCGGGGACAAGCUACGUGGCCUACGGUUUGAUCGCCAGAGAAGUAGAAAGCGUGGACAGCGGUUACCGUUCAGUGAUGAGUGUGCAGUCGUCGCUGGUCAUGCAUCCCAUCAAUGCCUAUGGCACCGAGGAGCAGAAGCAGAAGUACUUGCCCAAGCUGGCUCGUGGAGAGAUCCUAGGUUGCUUUGGCCUGACGGAACCAAAUCACGGCAGCGACCCAAGCAGCAUGGAGACCAGAGCAAAGUACAACCCGUCCAGCCGCACGUACUCCCUCACAGGCUCCAAGACGUGGAUCACCAACUCCCCAGUGGCGGACAUUGCAGUUGUGUGGGCAAAAUGUGACGACGGGAAGAUUCGCGGCUUCAUCUUGGAACGAGGAAUGAAAGGCUUUUCCACCCCCAAGAUCGAGGGAAAGUUUUCCCUGCGAGCGUCCGCUACAGGCAUGAUCAUCAUGGAUGAGGUGGAGGUUCCUGAAGAGAACCUGCUUCCCAAUGUGUCUGGCCUUGGGGGCCCAUUUGGCUGCUUGAACAACGCUCGUUACGGCAUUGCGUGGGGAGCUCUCGGUGCAGCAGAGUUCUGUUUCCAUGCAGCUCGUCAGUACACACUCGACAGGAUCCAGUUUGGAGUGCCACUUGCACGGAAUCAGCUAAUACAGAAAAAGAUGGCUGACAUGUUGACAGAGAUCACCAUUGGCUUGCAGUCCUGUCUGCAGCUGGGACGACUCAUCGAUGACAAAAAAGCGGCUCCAGAGAUGAUCUCCAUGCUGAAGAGGAACAGCUGUGGUAAAGCGCUUGACAUUGCCAGACAGGCUAGAGACAUGCUGGGAGGAAACGGCAUCGCAGACGAGUACCACAUCAUCCGUCAUGUCUUGAACCUGGAGGCCGUCAACACGUAUGAAGGUACCCACGAUAUCCAUGCAUUGAUCCUGGGCAGAGCCAUCACCGGGCUGCAGUCCUUCACGGUGGACAAAUAAACCAGAAUUCUUGUGGCUGCUUUCAACCAACUGGAGUCUGCGGUCAGAAAUGACACUUACUGUACAUGUCAGUUCAGUAAUGUGACUCGUGUCUGUGUGAACUAUAAAGAGGUAUAUUUUUGUAA
This is a messenger RNA of Syngnathoides biaculeatus (alligator pipefish), 1883 nucleotides long. Its product is annotated as glutaryl-CoA dehydrogenase, mitochondrial-like. The transcript is spliced from 14 exons. Gene Ontology annotation, molecular function: fatty-acyl-CoA binding; glutaryl-CoA dehydrogenase activity; flavin adenine dinucleotide binding. The coding region runs from base 442 to 1758 and encodes 438 amino acids. Gene Ontology annotation, biological process: fatty acid beta-oxidation using acyl-CoA dehydrogenase; fatty-acyl-CoA biosynthetic process. The record is from RefSeq and is a predicted model, not a curated record. NCBI's taxonomy places the organism in Eukaryota, Metazoa, Chordata, Actinopteri, Syngnathiformes, Syngnathidae. Gene Ontology annotation, cellular component: mitochondrial inner membrane.